This is a messenger RNA of Ixodes scapularis (black-legged tick), 1745 nucleotides long. Its product is annotated as transmembrane protein 181. Bases 28 to 1566 code for a protein of 512 amino acids. Lineage: Eukaryota; Metazoa; Arthropoda; Arachnida; Ixodida; Ixodidae. The transcript has 13 exons. Gene Ontology annotation, molecular function: toxic substance binding. The record is from RefSeq and is a predicted model, not a curated record.
GCCAGCUGGAAACUCAGAACGCGAUACAUGCUCUCGCACUUCGGCUUCUUCUUCAGCCAGUUCGGCAGGUUCAUCGCACCCGCCUACUACCAUGACCGCUGCGAAAGGUCGGUCCAGAUGCGGUUGUACACGAUGCACAAGCGCGAGUUCGUGGUCGUCUUCCUGGUGUUCUUCGCCUGCCUCUGUCUCUGCCUGUUCGUCGGCCUCGCCGGACCGCCCAUCACCUCCACGGUCGUCCGCACCGCCUCCGAGCUCACGCCUCCCGGGGAGAACGUCACGAGCGUCAACAUGGCCACAGGUCCUUUUGUCCUCAAGACGCCGCCACUCACCGCCUACAGUCAGCAACUUUGGGUCAUUGCACAGAUCAGCAUGAAGGAAGAAGAUGAGGAUGAAACAUUCAGAAAGUCAUUCCACGUCCGAAUAAAGAUCCAGGGUAUCACAACGAAAGGUCAAGUGGUGGAUGUCUCUGGAACAACAGAACCGCACAUAAGAACACGAGAAUUGGUGUGUUCCGGAAAAGUGUGCGAGGGUUUCACGGUUCUACACCUGGGCUUCCUGGAUUACUCUCGUUAUUUACUCACCGUAACAUUCUAUGGCCUUGAGACGAUAGACGAGAAAUAUCACAUUGAAGACGUCACGUUUUAUUACAAGAGCUACAAUGCUUCGUUCACACAAUUGGAAAUCUGGUUCAGGUUUAUCUUCCUUCUCGCAACAUUUGCAGUCACGUGUUGGUUUGCCCACACAUUACGGAGAUUUGUGUUCAGAGACUGGUCCAUCGAGCAGAAGUGGAUGUCGGUUUUGCUACCAUGCCUCUUGCUACACAACGACCCAGUGUUUCCAAUGUCGCUGCUGGUGAACAGCUGGGUACCCGGAAUGCUAGAUGCCAUGUUCCAGGCCACUUUCUUGUGUGCUCUGCUGCUGUUCUGGCUGUGUGUUUAUCAUGGGAUCAGACAGAAUGAACGACAUCUAGCAACUUUCUACCUGCCCAAGCUUUUUGUCGUUGGGAUGCUGUGGACGUCAGCCUUUGUCUUAGCUUCCUGGCAACGCUACAACGAACUCAGGGACCCCACUUACAACUACAAGGUGGACACACAAGCAUUUGCGGGGCUCAAGAUAUUCUUCUUCACCAUGGGAUCCAUAUACCUUGUCUACCUGCUGUACCUUGUGGUCCAAGCAUACACAGAGCUUAGGUCUAUGCCUUAUUUUGAUGUCCGGCUCAAGUUUAUGACGUCGCUGAUGCUGAUCGUCCUGACGCUGAGUGUGGUCAUCACCGUGAUGCGGUUCGGCAUCUCUGUGCUGGAAGACAACUUUGUGGCCGACCUCUCGACCAGCUACGGGAGCUCGGCAGAGUUCAUGUCCUUCUACGGCCUGCUCAACUUCUACCUGUACACCAUGGCAUACGUCUACACCCCACCUCCAAACGCUUUUCUAGAACCUCACAUCAAGGACAACCCAACCCUUUCGAUGAUGAACGACUCCGACGAAGAAGUAAUAUAUGGGUCAGAUACGGAAGAACGGCUGCUGAACCCCGUGCGCUUGGGACAAGACAAGGAGGAAAGCGACUGAGUGACGACAUAUCAAGCUCGGUGAGGACAUCUGGCAUUCAGCUACCGAUCGAAGAUACAAGGUUUACGGACCGGCCGAGAACAUCUGGGCUUGCAGAUAACUUCAAAAACGACACUUGCAAUGUAAUACAGGGCUGACAAUAAAAGCAGAUAUUUUUUUAUAAGCUUGUUUUCCUACGG